GGAAUUUCGUUUCAACGGAAAAAAAUGAAAUUUUAUAAUAUAUUUGAUUAAUAUAUGUGCCCAAAUAAUGCUGUACAUUAAAACAACUUUGAUAAUUAUUAUUAUGAAUGUAAGUAUUAACUUUACUCCCACGGGACCUUUUAGUACGUUACAUAGGCUGAAACCAUAAAUUAUUUCACUUGCAAGCUGUUUUCGUUUCCGCCAUUUUUGCCCGUUGAGUUGUUCAAUCAAAUUUGAGCAAAUGUAAGAAUUUAACCGGGUCAAAAACCCGCAUUUUUUGUUGUUAUUGAAACGAAAAGUUAUAAUUUUCAUUUUUACACACGAUCAAGUUUAAAUUUAAACUGGAUUUAACAACACUAUAAUCAUUGUUUAACCCAUUCAAUACGUCACAAUUUUUUUAAGGGAACGCAGUAAAAUUUUGGGACAAAAAUUCUAUUUGACCUGAUGAUUUUAAACUGAAAAGCUCUGUUUUGUUAUUUAUCAAAAUUAUAUCAUGCUGCAUAUCCAAAUGUAGGUAAUUGAAAAAGGAAUAUGUUUCUAGUAUAAAAAAGUGAUAAAGAAAUACCCAAAGAAAAUUUUUGGGGGUAUUAUUGCAGGUUUAUGUAAAAAAUUAUUUAAAAUUUAUUUGGUUUUGCUUUACUCACCAGCUCAGAAAUCAGAUAACAAUAAUCCAAUCAAGUUCAUAUUUUUUUUAAAUGAGUCUUGUGAUACAUCCAAAACAACUGGAAAGUUUCAUUGCAGUAGCUCCAGAAAUUGUAAAGUUAUGAAUUUCUUUCCCAAGACACGUGUUAAAAUUUUUUUUUCAAAAAUUCAACAAUAAAAAUAGUUAUACUCAAAUAUUUACACAUAUUUCACAUAUUUACUAAAUAUAUACACAAAUGAAGUUAUUAUUUUAAAUGAAAGGCCUUGAAGCAUCCUUUAGGAUGGAGAUGGGGUUUGGAUUCACACCCAGUACAAUAGAAAUGUGUGCGUACUCGCUUUGUUGCAGUUGAGCAAUAUGCACAAGAUCGGUCCCUUUCAUGAUAAUCAACAAUGUGCUGAGCAUCAUUAGACUUUUCGAGGCAUCCGGUCUCUGGACCCUUUCCUGGUGCUUUUAGUACUUGAAUUAAUGCUACUUCCUCUGUUAGCUGACGCAUCAACAUAAGUUUAUAUUGUUUUAGACUCAUUUUUACUUUGUUUGCAUCUGCUGCUUGACAGAGUAAAAACAAAAUGUACGAGUUCACCUGUGUAAUUUCUAACAGCCAGAAAAAAAUCUUUUUCCACCAUUUCAAUGUUUUUCGCUCAUAAACACAGUAAUAUGUUACUUUUUGGUCUAGCUUAUCGCAGCCAUUCAUCUUGUGAUUAUAAAUGUCUAUCAUUUCCGGUUUAUCCAUUUUUUUUGUUUCGGUAACUUGUACCCUAGCAUCUGUGGACACUAAUAUGACAUUUUUUUUUGCCUUUUUGUCCCUGAAAGCAACACAGAGCAUGCUCUUGUUUUGGUUUAUAUACCACUUCAUCUCUUUUUGUUGUAAAGAUAAAGAUUUUAUGUCUAGUGGAAAUCCAAUGCGGUUGAUAUUCAGUGUUCCUGUAUAGUAUUGGUUUUUGGCAAGAAGGUAGUCAACAAGUUUUCUUGACGUAUAAUAUCUGUCAGCAAAAAUUUUGUGUCCAGUACCCACAUGCUGCAGUAAAGUAUGAAAAACUUGCACAGCCUGUCCUCCAUCUUUAUCUGUUUCUGGGUUAUAGGAGGUAUUGGCUCCAAAAUAGGUCAAAAUAUCAACAACAUAACCCGUUGAGGAAUCACACAGGCCAAAUGUCUUGAUAUGAUAUUUGCUAGGCUUAGUGGCAUUAUAUUGUUUGAAUUGCCAUCUGCCCUUGAAGCCUAUUACCAUUUCAUCUAUGCUAAGUUCCUGAAAAGGGUAGAAUGCAUUUCUAAACUUAUUCAAGAGUAUGUUCAUAAAUGGUUCAAUUUUAUCUUUCCCUUCGGAAUUUUCAUCGCCACAGUGUAGCAUGGAGUGAUAGAUGUCCUGAAAUCUCUGUCUGUUAAAUACAUGGUGUAUCCAUGGAGUAUAGGAUUCAGCAGACAUAGACCAAUAAUCAGAAAUAGCUGGCCUUUUAUACAUCCCCAUGUAGAUUAGAACAGCAAUAAAUUUGUCUAGCUCCUGCCUUGAUAUGUCCACCCAUCGACUAAAGACAGAGCGUCUAAGUGCAGGUGUGUUCAUGUGAACUUUCUUUUUAGCAUAGGCAUUUAUAGAUUCAACAAUGUAAUCUUUAACAUUAUCAUCAAAUAGUUCAUUGAAAAAGUUAAUAGGUGUAGGGUUUAAAAUGUUUUGAAGUUUAGGGCAAACUCCAGGAUUUCUAAGGGGAUGAAAUCGGAAAUUGUUUUCAGUUUGUCCUGUUUGGACUUCGGACCACUCUGUCUCAGUAGGGAAAUAAUUUGAACUAGUAGAUUGACUAGUUUUAGAUGAAGAUGAAUUAUGCUUUGAAGUUGAAGCCACAGAAUUAGUAGAACUUGAACUAGGCCUAGUUGGUGUUGAUUUUUUUUUUCCUUUUCCUUUUCCAAUGGAUACUUUUUGUCUCUUUGUAGUCGGAAUAUAUUCCUCAUCACUAGUUUCCUCAAAUAAUACAUUUUCGUAAUCACUAUCACUAUCACUGUUGUCAGAUUUAUCUUCAUUUGAACUUGAAUCGUCUAAGCAAAUCAAUUUACUUGCCUCAUCGGCAGUCAUAGAUCGAAAUCCUUGUCGAUUAGAACUAGCACUGUUAAUAGUUGAAUGGAAAAGUUGGAAUACUAAUAAAAUGAAACAAACCAGUGGUGACGCAGAGAGUGGCUAAACGUACUCUGCCGAAAUCGCGGUGACGCACACUGCGGCGAAACGUAUUAAAUGGGUUAAAAUAUUAUGGAAUGGUACCCCCUUUCAUUUAUCCACGAAUCAUGCCUCAUCAUCAUGGCAUGAUGUUAAACUAACUUCGAGAAGUAAAUUCAGUAGAAAUUCUGUCAGAAGUAGAAGCCCAUCCGAUCCCUCAAUCAGCCUAACUUAACUAACACUAAGUUCACAAACUACUGGUACAAUACUACCUUAACUCCAACUAAUUUAAUAAUAUUUUACGCCUAUAUUUAUUUUUACAAAAAGGGCUAGUUUAGACUUUAGACCAGUACUUGAGUUCUGAGUAGUUUUCCUUGCUGGAAAUGCAGAGUGAAGUAAGGUGUGUUAGAGUUGAGUAGUGUAGUGUAGGCGUCGAUUACAUUAUUAUUAUUUUAUUGUUAAUUAAGGCAUAAUGACAAAAUGUUAUUCUUAUUAGGCCUAUGCCUAUACUAUAUAGUAUAAAAUAUAGGCCUAAUUGCAAUUGAAUAAUUUUUUAAAUAGUCUACUAAAAUUAAUUCCUAGUACUAGUAGUACUAGUAUUAUUAAUUAUGGUAUUAUAUUUGGUAAAUGACAUUGGGCAUAGCAUUAAAUGACUUCUCUUUUUAUUUAAAAAUUUAGGCUAAUCAGGAUUAUUCAGUUUAGAUUUAGUCUGAAUUAAAUUUAGGCCUAGAAAUAAUUAUUAUCAACUAUAACUAUAAGUCAACAUUCUUGUGUACUAUUUAUUAUACAAAUUGAAAUAUGCCUACCCUACAAAUUCUACAUAAUCAUAAAAUCACUAUCCAUUCAUCCAUUCCUUCAUUAUGAGCAGACUUUUAAUCCCCUUCCCCCAUCAUAACAAAAAUUUAAAAAACUCUCGUCACACAUUCACAUUGUAAAAAAAUUUGUGAUCUCCAUUUCCUACUCCAGUAUGUUGGUGGAUAAUGAUGAGUGAUGACAAUUUAUAGAAUAGAAUCGCUAAAAAAUUAAACAGCUAGGCAGUGGGUGAUUUCUCACAAAUUAAUUUAAUUCAAAUUGUAAGCCAGGCCUACUCAAAAGUUAAGUUACCAUAAUAAUAAUAAUUGUACUAACCGUAUUAGUAAUUAGCUCAAAUCUAAGACAGAGUUCCCCAUGGUGGGAGGGGGGUGAUAUUAGGACGUAAAUGUACCACCCCGACCCCUGUAGGAAAGUCAACCGUUGGCACUGCGAGAGCAGUGUCCAGCCGACUGGAUGUCCUUGGGCUAGAAUAGCCCCAAAUGGUAAACCAGAUUAAGCGGAUGGAGGUGGGGACUGUCCUGACAAAGGGAAUUUGACUGUGGUAUUAAAGUUGGCACAUUGUAAAUUAACAAUUUAUCUUACAAUUUAAAAUUUGAAACAUCCUUACUGUCUCCCUUUAUUCAAAUUAAGUCUGUAAAUACUGUAAUAACCAUGCUGAGCUAAACCAUAUUUUCAUUUGAUAAAGUGAAAAAAAAAUGUUUUGCAAUAACAAUUCUGACUUCUUUUUUUUAGCUCUGAACAGCAUGAAUCCAUUAGUCAUGGAGAAAGAAACAAUUAAUAUCAAUGGAAGUGCUAUAUCUAGUAGUCCAACAAUGGAAGAAAAGGCAAAAAAAAAUGGUAAUUACUAAUUGUUAGUUAAGGAGAAAAAUUUAUAUUUAAAAAUCAUUUUUAACCUUUUUGUGCUAAAUUAAGAAUAAACUAUUGAUGUUUUGACGAAUAUGUAAGUUCAUGGUGAAUUCUUUUCUUAAAAUACAUAUAAAAUCUAGAGGUUAUCAUGAGUUAAAGUAACCUUUUAAAAAAUCAGCUCCACUGCCACUAUUGAUGAGUUUCCUAUGGCCGGAUCUAGAAAUACCAAGGCUGCUACCAUCUUGUUGAAAAUGGGUCCAUGUUCUUCCGGUUUGGGAUAUGAUGAUAAGGGGUUUUCCAAUACCUUGUUUUUGAUAUCAGCCUAAAUUUUUUUAGUUUAGCCAGCACCAAUUUUUUUAUUAGUUAAAAAGCUCCGGGCUAUGUUUUUUGUGAGGAGAAGAUAUGAAAUUUACAUUCCUAAUUCUUUCUAGGAUUCCAACUUGAGAGCCAAAUUUAAAGAAUUUAAUAAGUUUAAAAAUUAAAAAAUAUUAACCCUCUUGAGAUGGAAACUUUUUGGACUGUCUGCCCUUGUCACAGGCCCUGCAAUUAACUUAUUUUACAAAAAAUUUAUAAAAAAUAAACUAAUUUCUUUACAAAUAUAAAAACUAUAUGUAUUCUUGUAGGGAAUUAAAUGAGUUAAUAUGAUCUUUAUGAAUCAAACUGAAAUCUCAACAUUUAUGCAAAUGAGAUAUCCUGAUUUGCAGAAUUUAAUUAAAGGUAAUGAUUUUUUUGAAGCUUUAUUAAGCACAACCCAUAUUUAAGUGAGAUUCAUUGUGAAUACCUGCAUGAAAUAUUCCCUUGGGCUGCAAAUGCCUUUUGGCAUAUUUCAAGGUCAUAUUUUUAAAGCACUUUUAGGGGCACUAGGUAAAAUUUAAAAAAAACAUAAAAUGACAGAUCAUAGUAAACUAUUAAUGCAAGCCAUCAUUAAAAUGGUGAGGUGAGCAAGAAAUGCCAGAAGCAGUCAUAUUAGCUGGUACAAAGAUAAGCCAGCCAAUCUUGAGGCUUUUCUUAUUAGGGCGGAUGGAUCAGCGGUUUGCCUUUUUUUUGCCAUAACACUCUGGGCCGAUAGACCGGCCUAGCCAUCUUAAGAGGGUUAAUAUGACUGUUAUGUAUGGCACAUUUUCCCCAUGCGUGAACUAUGUUGAACCCUAGCACACGCUACGUUCAUAGAUGGGCGUGGCCUAUUUGUUUGAUGUAUCUUGUUUACUACAGACUUCCAAUGAAACAUGGUUAGUAGGUCUACUAGUAUCUUGUCGAAGGUUCUCGAUUGUAUUAGAAAAGUAAGGGCAUUUCUAGACGCAUAGGUAGACCCACAUAUAUAAAUGAUUGACAGACACAGAGAAGACGGAGAUUGAUAGAUAUUUUUAACUUCACGAGUCGUGUAUUAUUCUUUGUGUACUUAUAUGUGUUUAUUCGCGUUGAUCAUUCAUCAUUAUUAAUUGGCACAUUGUACUAACUGUGUUAACUGUUUACUGGUACAAGAUCUACCAUACUGUAAGUUGAUGAUUUGUAAUUAUAUUUCUUUUGUUUUGUAAUUGUAUUAGUUUUUGCGUGUCAUAUCUUUAUUAUUGUAUUUCUCUAUGGUAUCGUUGCACUGUGUGAACGAGCCAUAACUUAAAACAAGAGAUUAAUUUCUCACAAGAGAAGCCAGUGCGUAACAUGACAUGCAUAUUAUCAGCUGAUUUGAAUUUUUAAUUUUAAAAAUACAGAAACAGGGGGUAGCAUUUUCUUUAGAUAAAAAAGCUGGUUAUUUUUCUGCGGCAAAUCGCCGAACUUGAUAUAAGAAAAUCAUAAAAUGGUUAACAUUGUGUAUCAACAAAUAUUUCUUAUAUCUGAUUUAUGAGCCAUUUUUUAAUUACUACAGUACACAACCCAAUAACUGGCAUUAAGCUAUCACAUAUACAGAAUAAAGUGUUCUGAAUUUCUGAUUAUACAAAUUGGGGAAAAGGUGGAUCAGGAAGUAAAAUAUUUUUUAUCAACAUGUAGCAGACCUGUUUACUCUUACGAUUUUGGCAUACAAUGUAAGAUUUUGAGGUGUAAACAUUAUAUAUCAUAAUGUAUGUUUAUUUUUUAUUUUAACUAUGUAAGUUAUUGAGCGAUUUUGUGAUGAUAUUGUACGAUUUUGAGAGUUUGAGGGUAAACAGGUCUGAUGUAGAUGAAAGAGAAACUGACAAAUUAAAAUCUAAAAAAAUGUGUAUCAAUUCCAGCACUGACAAGGUCAGUUUUAAAGUUCAUAUAAUCUUUAUAAAGAAAAAUAAUAAAAGGUGGCAUAAUUUAAUUUUUCCUCAAUUAACUUUGAAUUAAUUUCUUCAGCAGAUUUGGAAUGUGAUGUUUGUGGCCAGGAGCAUGCUACAGAGGAAUGUCCAGAACUGGGACUUUCUACUACAAAAUUUAUACCACAAAUAUCUAGGUAAAUUUAGCUCAAUUCUGUUUUUAACAAUUCUAACAAAAAUUUAUGAGGAAAAAAUCAGGAGAUAAUCAGACAUCUUUUUCUAACUGGUACCUAUCUUUUCUGACCAAUAAAUCAGCAGAUAUAAGCCUAAAAAAUUUCUUUCCAGAUGUAAGAUGUAUAUCUAGAUGUUUUUAAAUUGCACUUUGGAUGUUGUGGGAUUGUGUACCAAAUCUGAUAAGGGAUGCCUCAAAACUUGCUAUCAUACUUUUCCCCCCACUCCUACUCUUACUGAGAUGUGGUCAUUGUUUAAUGCAAUGAACAGCUGACAUCAUAAAAUUCAACUUCUUGUUCUUGUUUUGUGAAUAAUGCAGAGUUGUUGAAAUAUAAAUAUUCUAUUUUGUUCUGGUUAGUUAUGUGCUAGCCAUGAUAUUAUACUUUGUUUGCCAUGUUACCAUAGGCUCAGAUUGUUCCCAAUGUUAAUUUUAUAAAUGAUUUUUUUAUGUAUUUAAAAAUGCUUGUGUAUCAGGCAUUGACUUAAAAUUGGUUGUGCAGUUCCUUCAAGUGAUCCAGAUUUAGGGAGUCGCCAUGAUUUUAGAUUAAAUUUAAAGAAAAGUGUGUAUUGGGGCCACUCACCCGUGAUUGUGACUGAGAAGUACCAGAGAAAGUGAAUUUUUUAAAAGUUCAAAUACAUUUUUUAAUCCAUGAAAUGAGUAUUAAAAACACAUUUAAAUGAUGUCCUCUUAUACACAUGUUUAUUUCUGGCAUCUUCUCUGGCACUUUCACACAUCUGCUAUUGAAUUGACACUUGAUAUCUGUGGUAUAGACUACAAUGGCACACUUCUAGCUAUGUCAAUGUUGGAUAAAACAGAACUUUACAAUUUCAGUUACAAAAUGUUAGGGAAUGUGUGCAGCGUUAUAUUUCUUUUUCACCCAGUUAUUGUAACAAUAUUGAUGCACUCUUACACGAAUUUAUCUUAUUUUUCUAGAGCCAGGUUGACAGUGCCUCAUUAUUUAAAUGCAGUGGAGUUUCCAGACGGUGGGGUUGGCAUUUUAGCACUGGAGACAAUUGGUAAUAAAACACAACUUGGUCCAUUUGAGGCCAAGAAAACUAUGAACAAUAUCGACAGAGAAGAUCUUUUUGUUCUUAAGGUAUGAUAUAAAUACAAUGGCUAUCAAGCAUAUGCUUAUUUACAUGACAAAAAAAAAGGUUUAGCAUGAAACGUUUUUGCAUCUUAUUAUGGCUCAGCUUGUUAUGGAUGUUAUAUUAUCUAAUAAUAAACAAGUGAUGCAAGGAUCCUGAACUCCACCUUUACCAUGAUAUACCUUUUGCAUUCUAAAAGUGAAUUAUAAAUGUAAAGGGAUGAAUUUUUUGUUCAGAAAAAAAUCUUUAUUUUUAACUCCUUCAAUUCUACUAAAGAAAUAGGGUGUAAGCAAAGCCUUUUGCCACUUAAAAUUAAAAUGGCUUUGCUGAAAACAUCUGCAAUCAUAAGGACUAGAGACAAUCUUACUGAAUUUUUUGCCGUAAAUCAUAAUAUGUUAAGUUGUUAAAUGUUCAAACUAAAUUCGUUUGAUGACCAUUGCAUCUAAAACAAUUGUGUGUACCAACUCUAGUACUAAAUUAAUGUAAACAGAUUUUUAUGUCCUCUUGAUUUUAUGUCAAUUUAUAUCAGUUUAUAAUUUAUUCUCUUCAAAGUAAGAACAAAAGGCAUUGUUAGCUUAGGCAAAAAGGGUGAAGAUUAACAUGUCCUUUGCUUUUUAUAAAUUUGCUACAAAUGACGUCAACUGACAGGGUAAACAAGUUGAAUGUUAUUUUAAAAAAUUUUGUUGGUCUAAUGGCAUCUAAUUUCUUUAAAUUUUUCUUUAAAAAAUUGUUAUUAUUUGUUUUUUAACAUCAGAUCUUGUCUAAAGAUGGCAGUUCCAUAAGCCUUGAUGCUAGCAGUGAAGCAGAUUGUAACUGGAUGGCAUUGGUACAGGUGGCAAAAAAUGAAGAAGAGCAGAACUGUAUGGCCUACCAGCUUGGAAUCAAUAUUUUCUUCAACACCACAAGAGAUAUUUUCAUUGGCGAUGAGCUCAAAGUGUGGUAUGCUCCCCAGUAUGCUAAAAAGCUGAAUAAAUCACUUGUUCCGGAUGGCAAAACAAAAUGUAAGCAUACAUUUCUAUUACUGUGCUUGUUAGUUGCUUUCCAAAUUUUUGUGUUUCUGAAAAGUAAUUACUCAUUUCAUUUUUUAAAAAUUCCAGCAAUGCUUGGAGAGAUACUGUUUACUGAUGCAGAAGAUGAGCAAGAGGCCCAUGAAGGAACAGAUGAUGAAGAGUCUAAAGAUGCUGAUGCCAGCAGAGACUCUGCAGAAAUCCACCCAGAUGAUGUUGAAGGGGAUUAUACAUGCAAACAUUGUGAAGAGAAAUUCACAUCACAGUUUUUAUUUGCCAAACACAUCCGUGACCAUCUUUUUCCUGUGUACAAUUACAGUGAGGGUCCACCCAGGCGUGGUAGACGACCUGUGCCUCUAAAAGUUGGCGAGUAUAAAAAUUACUCACUACUCAGAGGAAGGGGAAGAGGUAGGGGGAGAGGAAGAGGCAGACCCAGAGGUAGUGGUGCUCGAAUACUAAGAACUGGAACAGGAAGGAGGCCGGGGAGACCCAGGCGCUCUCCAAUAGUUUCUGCCGAAAGUGAAACAGAAGAUUCCAAUAGUAAAAGACAAAAACUGAGUGGAGAAGAAGAUGAGGGUCAUGAGAGUGAGACACUAGACGAUAACCAGAAUAGUUUUGUGAAUAAUUCAGAAGGAAGUAAUACUGAUGUUACUCAAAAUAGCUUUGGGGACUCUGCUCCAUCAAUAAAAGUGGAAGAAAUAGCUGUUGUUGAGAAGAAAAAACGAGGGAGGCCACGGAAGAUACCAGUUGAGAGCUCAAGUGAAACUGUUAUCUCAACUCCUCAGAAAUCUCCAGACAUUUCUUUAGAUAUAGAAACACCGCACACUGAUGGAAAUCGUCCAAGGCGGAGUACCAGGUCUCUUAGAGGUUUGGGUAAACUUGGCAAAUGGCUUAAGUAUCCUGGUGAAGCCUCUUCAGAUGAAGAUAAUCAAGAAGGUUCAGAUGAUGAGGAUAAGGUCAAGGUGCCUCGUAAACGUUUCGGCAUGGCCAUGGCAGCUACUUUGAGGAAAGCUGCAAUGGAUGAAAUGACAUCUCCUGUUCCUAAGAGAAAAAGUUACAUCCAAGUUGUCGAUUCCAAAAGUCAGUCCCCCAAGAUAAUAAGUAAUGCGUCAGGCAUAAAAAGGUCAUUAAAUGUUGAGGAUAUCAAGACCAAGCUCUCCUUUGAAAAGCCAAUUGUCUUAACAGAAAAAAAUGGAGACGAAGAAGCAAGUUCCAGUGAUGUCAAGGUAGAAAAACCUCCACCAGUUGUAGAGUCCCCAAAGAAAUAUAUUGUCAUUACCAAAGGGGAUCAAACUACCACCUAUGAAAUCUCAACCACCUUAGACAGGAAAGAGCCUGUAGAGCCAUCUAAUAUUUCAGAAUCUACGAGUGGCACAACAAUGGUUGAAGAGACCAGAGCCCAAGUUAUUGAACUAAAAUCUGACAACAUUCUUAUAGAAGAAUCAACUGAUAUAAAAGAAGCCGGAGAGAUUCUCAACAGAACUGUCCUAAAUAAAGACUCUGAUAUAGAAGUGGGAACAAGAGAGGAGGUUGUUGGUGUGCCUCAUCAUGAGAGAAAGAACACAAUAGCUGAUCUGGACGGUACAGAUGCGCUGACGGCGCUUGUGAAUGCAGCCAUAUCUGCUGACAAAGUACCAGAUCCUAUUGCCAUGGUUGCUGCGGAUUUGUAUGAAGACAGGAGUAUGGAAGAUGAUGGGGACUCGGAUGAAUACAGAGUCAACCUAAAGAGAAGUAGCACAAAAUCCGCUUGGAUUACACACAAUGCUGAUACGGGAGAGGAAGGGGAAGACAGCGACAAUGACAGGCAUCAUCAGCCUUUGAGACAGAGGCGCAAGAAACGUCGGCGUGGAGAUGACCCCGAAUUAGAGGAGUUGGAAGGAAAAACUAAAAUUGUUGAAGGCCCAAAUGGCUCUGAAGAAUUUGCAUGUGGCAUAUGUAACAAACAUUUUACACAGUUGAAAUAUCUUAAGCUUCAUCUGCCGGCGCACACCGAUAGGUACAGGUGUAACAUUUGUGGCAAGAGAUUUGCCAGGAAUGAGUCACUGAUCAAGCACACCUGCGACGAUACUGCAAAUCUUGUUGAGCAGACUGUUGAUGAAGAAGGAAAUGAUACGUUCUGUUGCAGGGAAUGCGGUCGUUCAUUCAACCAGAUAAACUUUGCCAUUCGACAUGCAUCCAUGCAUCGCGCUCGCUUCACUUGUGACAAAUGUGGAAGAACUUUUUUGCGCCAGGUUUGUCAAUAUAAAGAUAUUUUUAUAAUAAGUACCUGGUAUGUUACUUUUAGUUUUGAAAAUCUCUGUGGUGCUAGAUAUUGACCCUAUAAAAAGAAAGAAAAAGACACUUUACUAGCAGUCUUUAACUUUAAUAAUUCUACAUGUAAAAUCUACAAAGUGUUGGGAUUAAAAAGCUAAUUUAUGUUUCUUUCAUUCAAACUAUGUUAUGAAUUUAUUUGCUGGGUACCUAAAUCAAUUUAUAUGCAUAUUUUAUUAAAAAGAUAUAAUCCUUUUAAGAAUUUAUUAUUUAAUCACAAGCAUGUGUUAACAGAACUAUGCACAUUGAAUUGCUUUAAUUUGUAUAGGGUUUUUGGUUGAAAAAAAUGAUAACACAUUCACAAAUUAUAAUUGAUGAGCUGGAAAAUUUUUAAAAAAUUGUAUAUCUUUCUUUUAAAAUGAUAUAACUUAAAUUUAAAACUGGAGAGUUAUGGCUCACUCUCACCUUGAUUACAAGCAUAUAUUUUUUUGCAAUUAUUUUCAUUGCUGUACUUUUGAAUGACACCAGGAUCUGUUGGAUGAGCAUGACUGCACCAGUGGACUACUAGAAGAAGGGGAAGUCUUCCAUGAUGCCAAUCACGAGUGUCAAAUUUGUCGCCAGUCGUUUACUAGUGGGAAGUAUCUGUUUAGGCAUAUGGCAAUGCAUACAGACAUCUACAAAUGUGAGGUAAGGCAAUAUUAUAUGAUGUGCAAAAAUCAAAACUAUAGUUAUUUUUGUUGUGUGUGUGUGUGUUUUUUUUUUUUUUUUUUUUUUUUUUUUUUUUUUUUUUUUUUUUAAAAAUAUUUUUUUUUUUUUUUUUUUGUUUUUUUUUUUUUUUUUUUUUUUUUUUUUUUUUUUUUUUUUUUUUUUUUUUUUUUUUUUUUUUUUUUUUUUUUUUUUUUUUUGGUUUUUUAAAGAAGAUAUUCUGCUAUUUUUAAUUUAUAUGAUGGCAUGGGUGUUUUAUGUAGUACAGUUGUGAUUUUUAUUGCAGUUUGACUUCUUUGUUUUUUAAAUAUGAAUAUACCUAUAAACAAAAAUGGCGAAUGAUAUCCAAUUAAUCAAUUAUUUAAUUCCUUUGUUAUGAGGAGUCAUUGGUUAAUUAAAUGGUAAGAGCAAUUUACAACUUAAAGGUCUAAAUCUUUUUAUUUGCUUCUGUUUCAAUAGUUUGAACUCAAUCCAUCUUGUAGCAUAAAAAUAUUGUUUAAAAUUCACCAAAAAAUGUGUAAAAAAUUUCAUGUUUUAGAGUCGCUCUUACAAGGAUUUUAUUUAAUUUUAGGUUUGUGGCAAAUGCUACUCUCGUAAGGAUUCUCUUCAAAGGCACAUUUCUCGUUGUUGUCCAGAACUCUCCGGAGAGUACAGUGUGCAUGUGUGUCCCAAUUGCAAAAAGACUUUUGGCACACAACUGGGGUUACAGAACCACACACUUAACUGUGGCAAGUAUCAAUGUGGGGCUUGUAAAGUGGCAUAUUUUUCCCUGAAAGACCUUGCAGAACAUGAGUGUGCAGGAAAGGUCCUCAAUGAAAAAGCAAAUGUUCAGUUCCCAUGUAAGGAAUGCAAUAAAACAUUUGCCAGCAUUGCAUACUUAGUACGUCAUGAAGCCUCUCAUCAUGGAGCUUUCAAAUGUGAUCUUUGUGAGCGUGUUUUCAUUCGCAAAGAAGAGCUGAACUGGCAUGCACCUGUGUGUGCGACGAAACAGAAGAUUCAGCAGGACGGAAGUGCUCCUUGUGAAUCUUGUGGUGAAGUCUUCAAUGAGUGGCUAGCUUUCAAGGAGCAUCAUAUGACCCACACACAUCCACAUAAAUGCGACAAAUGUGGGAAAAGGUUUAUAAAGGUAACUGUUAAAAAAACAGAUUGCAUUAGUAAACUGUGUUGAAUGACCUUUUAGUGAUAUAGUUACAUUGUUUUUAUGUUCUCCAGAUAAUGCAAUUUAUAAAACUUAUCGCUUUUAUUUGUGAUCAAACUAAGUACAUCCAUGUUACUUUUUAUGGUUUCAUUUAUAUCAAAGUUGAAUUUCUGGUGAAAAUUUUAGCUUUUAAGCAGAAAAGGAUGUUAGCUUUUUAAGCGAUUAAGUAGCAACUUGUAACAUAAUUAAUCAUUAGCAGCUACUGAUUUAGAUAAAAGUUGUGUGUAUUUUUCAAGCUGAAAUUAAUAAUGACUGAAUUCUAUACUUUUCUAUUUUAGAUUGGCACCCUCCAUAAUCACAAAUGUGAAGCUUUGGGUGAAGUGGGCACAGAUCAGUCAACCUUCUUAGCCUGUGACAUUUGCCAAAAGCCAUUUAAAAAUGAACGCUACUUGUCACGCCACCUCUCACUCCAUGGCCAGCCAGAAUUUGCUUGUGAAUUUUGUGGGAAGCUUUUUACCCGCAAAGAUUACCUUAAUGAUCACCAAUGCCGCUUGCCCAAUGGUACAACAGUUAGAAUGGUGCGAAAGAAAAAUCGUCUUUUUAUCAAAGAUAAUCUUUCUUGCCCCGACUGUGGAAAAACAUUUAGGUAAAACAUACAUUUAUUUCAAUUUCUUUGCAUUCGGAAUUUUCUCUCUCUUAAACUUUAUUUAAAUGUGAUCUUUUCCCUCCAUACCUAAUAAAACUAGAAGUCUCUAAAUUUUAAUUACUAUAAAUUAAAGCUUUUUUUCAGUUGUGGAUGUAUAUCUAAAAAAAAAAAUUGUUUCCUGUUUGUUUCUUCACAGUUCAAGAAGUAACAUGAUGAAACAUUUGAAAGUUCAUGGGGAGAAACAGGCUGAGUGCCACAUAUGUAGGAAACGGUUCCAUUAUGAAAACUAUCUGAAGCUUCAUGUGGCAACAGUGCACGAGAAACAGUAUCAGCUGCAAUGCACUCAUUGUGGCAAAGUUCUUUUUUCUAAGGUAAGCAAAUAAAUGUGUAAAGGAAUGCUCUUAUUUAAACUAAUCAAUUCUGCCACCUAUUCAAUGGUGAAAUAAAUUGUGGAGAUUUGCAUACAUUCUCUUUAAUUUUUUGUAUCAAUGGCAAUUAAUUUUUUUUUUGGUAUAUCAUUUUUUUGAAUGGUCCAAAGAAGUAUAAAUUUAACCUUGUAUAACGGUUUUGUCUUUACCACCUGGAAACUACUUAGAAUAAUCUAAAAUACUUUAGUUUUAUUUGUCAAAUAGAUAUGUAAUCUUUUUACAGACUGGUCUCAUAGCUCACAUUAAACAGUUUCAUGCGGACACAAUCAAACUAUACCCUUGUCCAAAAUGUGGCAAGACAUUUCGGCAGAAAGGAAACAUGAAGACUCAUCUCAUCUCCCACACGAAAGAGAGAGCUUACAAAUGUGACGUUUGUGGAAAGGUAAUUUUAUUUUUUGGCAAUAAGCAUAUUUAUUUAACAAAUGUGCAUAGAAAGUACUUUAAUAUAGAAAAAGAAAAAUAAAAUUUUAGGAGAUCACUAAUAAACCUUUCUUAUCUUAUAUGUCUGUUUCAUUCUCAUAUACUAUGACAGGGUUCUGAUUACUUACGAUUAAGCUAACUACAAUUUUUUUUGAUUUCAGGCAUUUAAAUAUCCUGAUCAGCUCAACAGGCAUAGAUUGGAACACACACUUCAACAAAAGUAUUCUUGCGAUCUGUGUGAUAAGCAGUUUGUUCGCACAUAUGAGCUGCGUAACCACAUGCGCAACUAUCACAGUGGAUAUGUAUAUGUAUGUGGUGUAUGUCACGAAUGUUGCGCCCACAGACACACUAUAAUUAGGCAUUAUAAACGCAAGGUAAGCAAAUUUAUUUCAUCAUUAAGGUACGUUCACACUGCAGAUUUUUUGUAGCUCUGUGGUGAAUCCAUGUAAUGUUAUGUUGGGAAUCUACUGAUAUUUAUUGAUGUUUACAAUCUCCAGCUGAAAGAGAUAUCCCAUGUAGGUGUUUGCACUAAGCAGGCACAACUAUGCAGAACUUUAGUUGAUAUUUACUUUUUUUUUAAAAUGUAAUAAAUUCCACUUUUUAAAACAAGAUAAACAGGUUUUGCAAUAAAAGCAGACCUGAAAUUUAUUUCACAAAAUUUCAAUAAUUGAACUACAAAAUAUGGUUCUCAUAGAAUACAACUAAUAAUUAAUAUUUAUCAACAAGUAAGCUGAUAAUAAAUUCAAUAAUUUUUUUUUACCACUCCAUUUUCUAACGGUCAGUUGCUAUGUUACUAACCUGAUAGCGCAUGCACAUAGAUAAAAAUAUGAGGGAUUGUUUUUGUAUAUUGCCAGCAGACAAUAUACUGCAACAUACACCAAUCCGGUGAUAAUGACCACUGUUUGCCCCAAUGUUACGAGCAGCCAGGGCUCUCAGAAAUCUUGUAAAUAGUAAUGUAACAGCUUCCUUGCGUAGAGUCUCAGAAACAAACCGGUGGUUUGAACAUACUUUGAAAGCUGCAAAUUUGUGUAGUUUUUAGGUUUUCAGCAAUAGAUCAAAAUUUCGGCUUUAUGGACAAUAUGGAAUUAUAUUGAAUAGACCAAGUUCGACAAUGAUGUCAAAUUCCAUCAGUGUGAAAAGAUUAACUUAAGUGUACUUUUAACUGAAAAUGAAUCAGUGAUUUAGAAAAGUGUACUCUCCGUUGUUUGAAAUGCAUUCUUUCCCCUUAUCUUAAAUGACAGCACAGUGUUAGAUUAUUUCAUAUAUUUAUUUUUAAUUUAAUUUUACAUUUUUUUAAAAAUUUGCUCAUCGUGAAAGAAUUUUCAUCUCAUGUAGACAAGUAUGCUUUGUGCCUUUUAGGAACCAAAUUUGUAUGGCUUAACUUGAUUUUGACUUAGCUGACAUCUGAUAAUAAAGAAAGAAAAAAAAAAACUGAAAUAAUUAAACAAAAAUCUUUACACUUCUUUACUUAGUCAAAUGAUAGGUGUUAUUGAAAAAGGAUAGGCUUUCAUGUGGCUAUAAAAAUGUUGCAUUUUUUUAUGUGCAGAUUAUUUAUCCAAUUAUUGUUAAUUAUGAAGUUUAUCAUUCAUUUAAGAAAUUUUUAAUUUCAAUAGACAAUGUAGAAAAUAUAAAGAAAGUAUGUUUUAUUAAAAAAAAUUAAUAUCCCGUUUUAUUUCAGCACCCAGAAGUCGGGAACGUCUUUGAGGAAAAGCCAGAGUUUCUAGAUUCACUUCAGAAGCCAGUUACGGCUGCAACACAGUCUCGUAUGAUGAUAGAAAGUGAUGACAUUAAACCCAGCAUCGUCCGCGUCGGCCUACCCAGAUCCCAUGAGAUUAUUGUUACAACUGAUGAAGAUGGAAAUCAAACUUACACUGGUGGAGAAGUCAUGCUUCAACAAGUAAGCUUCUGAUUUUUUUCCAUUAUGUCUGCAUUCAGCAAUGCUAAAAAAAAAAUCAGUUAUAUGAACAGUCAGUUGCUGUAUAUAUAAUUUGAAGGUUGACAAAUGCACAAAAUCCAUUGAAAUUUUCAAUUAAGAUUUUUAAAAUAAUUUUUUGAUGAUUUCUAUUUGCUCAUUAUGGGUAGAUGUAGAUUAUGACAUAAUUUAUAUUUUUGAUCUUGAUUGUUUGAAAAUUCUAAAAUCAUUUUCAAAGUUUGGAUUUAUUAGCUAUACACAAACUAGGUUAUUUCCAAAUUUGAUUAAAUAACCAGCUGUUAUGACAUUUUCUGCAAUCAACAAUUUCACACACACAAAAGAAAAGACACAAUCUUCACUUUCAAAAAUUUGGGUGAAAAGUCAAAGAAAGUGCCUUUAAAUAUAAAAAAAUUCCAAAAUGAUGGAACAGAUCAUUUAUGUCAUAACGGUUAGUAAAAGUUGAAUGUCUCUAUGAUUACAGGGUGUCUCAGGAGAAUUGGGUAAUGGAGAACAAGCCAUGCGCAUAGAUAGGCCAGGUGGAGAAUCUACUCUUUUCAUCUUGAAGGUAGGAACAAAUUGUAUCAGAAUAUUGAAAUUAUUGUCAGUUUUUUUAAAGGAUAUGUGAGGAAAUGCUCAUGCUUGGACAGUCUUUGUUCUAGUUUUACUCUUGUGUUAUAAUCAUUUGGUUGAGCACAUUUUAAGCUGCUUGUGAUCAACAGGUGGUCAACCAAGAUGAAAACGGAUCAAUCCAAGAAAUGGAACUUACUGAAGACACAAAGGCCCAUCUGGCCCAGCUGCUACAGGCUCAUGGUGCUGGCCAGGACACGAUUACCCACAUCCAGGUAUGGAUUUCAGCCGACCAGGUUAAGAACUACCAUAGGCUUUAAAGCUGGAACUUAUUAAAAAAAAUCCUGUUUAAUGACGAAGAGAGUUGCCAGUGAAAUGUUGGCAAUGUACUGAAAUGGGGCAAGAGGUGGGGAUGGUGUUAAAAAUGGGAAUGAAAAUCUUUUAAGCAUUUCAUCAAAUUUCAAGAGAGUGAAAAAGCAAGUGAUUUGCAAGAGUGUGCUGGAGGUUGGGGUUAAUUUUUUUCGUGUUUUUUUUUUUAAAACUCAAGAAUAAAGGAAGAAAUCAUUUUCACAAAAAUAUAGUUCACAUGGAAGUUUUAAAUAAAUUGUUUUAGAAAAUUAUUCAAUGCCUCAUUCCGAAUUUUCAUUUGGUGAGAACGACUUGUUGUAGUUACAAAAAUUAAAUUAAAGGAAGCAUAAAUAAUGCUUUUAUCAUUUGCCACAAUAUGACAUAUAGAUUUGUAAAUAGAUCACCGUUACCAAGUAUUCAAAAUGUUACCCUUAUGAUGCCCUUAGAUUAAUGCAGCUCAAUUUUUAUAAGAAAAUAACAACAGCAAAGAAAAUAUAUAUUUAUUAAAAUAAUUUUUCAUGUAUCAAACAAAUAUUGACAAUUCUCUAUAAAAUAUUCACUCAUGGCUGUUGAACAAUUUUGUUUGGAGCUCUGCACAGCCUCCAAACAGCUCCAGUUUCACACCCCCCCCCCCCCCCCCCCCCCCCCAUAGCCCUGCAAAAUGUAAAAUACUGUGUUUUAGUCCAGCCUUUCUAAACGUUUUUUUUUGUAUCCUGGCAGACUUAUACGUUCUAUUCUCCUGGCAUACUUUAACUUUAACGUUUUAUUCAGCUUCCUGCAGCCCCCACCCAUCCCCAACCUUCAUUAAUAUAAAUAAAACGGCUCUUGUUCUAUACAUUACAAUGUUUUUUUUCAAUGGUACUUACAGGUUGGAGAUCAGACCCUACAAAUUCAAAGAGAGGAUGAAGAUGGCAAUGCUAUCCUUGAUGACGAUUCUGCACAGAUGGGCAUGGAACAGGACAUCAAAUUUGACCCCCAGCACCUUGCUGAAUUAUCAGUUCAAGGAGACUCGGUGGUGACCAAACUUAGCUCUGGGGCAAUAGAAGCAGAGUUAGGUCAGAAUCUGGGUGACGGAUCGACUGAUGAAGUAUCCAUGCAAUCGGGCCAAGUUGUUGGGAUGGAAGGAGUGCAGGUUGUGGAAAUGGAAGGGGGGAGGUUGGGUCAGAUUAUCCACAUGGGUGAAGAUAUGGGGUCAGGAGUUGGAAUCCAGAUGGAGAGCGGUCAAGUUAUCCACCUGGACCGGAGCCAAAUUCUGGAGAUGGAGGGUGGUGGUAGGGUAGUCGUGUCCUCUGGAGAUUUUGUGUCUCAUCACAUGGAAGGGUUGUCGGAGCUGAAGGUGACCAAGAGAAGGUGCAGCAACGGAGAGAUUGUUGUGGAGGUGGAGGGCCAGGAUGGCCAGAUGGUGGACAUGGGCCAGGGCCUGGAUCACGGUCACCAUGUGGUGGAGGAUUGUCUGGAGGUGGAUGAGGAGCAGGAUGUGAUGGAGGUCGAGGAGGGAGUGGUUAUUAAAGAGCAAGGUGAACUUGGGAUGGAUCAAGGUGAAGUUCAUCCUGAGGAAGAGGAAAUCCAAAGCUAGUGACAGGCAGGUUUUUUUUAGCCCGUUCAAAUUUAAUGCAACCCAUUUGUGUAAAAGAAAACUACUGGUGGUAGUUGAAUGAGCUCAUUUAUAAUAACUAUAUUCUUAUAGUUGUAAACUAGUGUUGGAUAAAUCUUCUGUUCCCAAAAUAUGUUAUACCCACUUCAGUUUUUUCUAGGGUUCUAAGAUCAUCACUAAAACUUUUGUAUAGCACCGUCAUAUUUAUUUUGACUGCUAACGUGUUUCUCAAAUGGUACACCCUUGAGGGUGAGUUGCAAUGAUGUCUUACAUUUCUAGUAAAUGUUUUAAAAUUAUUAUAUAACGUUAAGUUUAUCAUGUUGAAAAAUCACAACAGUCUUCAAAUAGACAAGCAUCAAAACAAUUUUAGAACACCCCCAUAAUAUGCUGUGAUCAGAAUUUCAUAAAGUAGUCCUGGCACAGUGCACUUGCCAUUAUCUGAUCUAGAUUUGGUCACAUUUUUUGUUCCCCUUCAUUUUUAAAAAAAACAAAAUCCUUCGCCAAGUUGGCUACACUCUUUGCCCUUUGGUGGUUGAGUUUUUGUGUGUGAAGAUAUGAUUAGGUUGGCCUGAGAGAGUCCGGUUCAAGCCGAUGUCAUCCCAAAAUCUGCAGCUAUAUUACAAGUUACUCUGUCUUGGUCAUCUAAUACAAAAAUGUUCAGUAUCAUAUCAUUAAUAGACAUUUGAUCAUUUACAAAAAUAUCUGCACAAAUGAAAAGUAACUGAGCCCCCGACGCUAUGGCUCACGGAAAAAAAAAAAAAAGAAUUGAUUAAAUAGUUCUUACAUUGUUUCCUCCCUUAAUUUAUCUCUGAAAAAA
Molecule: messenger RNA, 19804 nt
Organism: Lymnaea stagnalis (great pond snail)
Lineage: Eukaryota; Metazoa; Mollusca; Gastropoda; Lymnaeidae
Source: the annotation of a GenBank genome assembly